AUGGAAAGGACCGGUAUCCAGAGCCAUGCCUCACCCGAAAUCGAGCCACGACAAAUCGAAGACGAAGACGAAGACUUUCACGAGCGACCAGUCGGCAAGCCCAGAAUGACCAUGGACGGAGCGCCUAACGAGGUCUUCUGGAUCUGUCCCGCCCCUGCAGUCAUCGAAUACGAAUCCGAUUGGUACUGCCUACCCGACCUGCCGGACUUCCUCAUCUGCACCAACUGUCAACACAAGUACCUCGCCGAAACAGACCUGUCAAAUCUCCUCGAACGCACCCGCAGGCCCACGGGGCGUUGCCGCUUCAACGUGCCACGCCUGACCAGAGCACUCCUCCCGGCGUAUCGAAAGACCGGGGACCUGAAGCCGAUUCGCGACUUUAUGAAGAGGCGCCUCUCCGUCCAAGACUGCCACGGGGAAGCCGGGGUCAAGGGUGAAGCCGGCGUCGUGUGGUACAAGCCCCUCGACGACAGGCUCCUCGGUAUGCUUUCUUGCGAGGCGUGCUACGAGGACGUCAUCUUGGCCGCGUCCUUCCGUGGGAACUGGGGCCCGUACGAUCGAGCACACGCGGCAGGCGAGACCUGGGCCUGCGACGUAGCCCUCCGAUUCAUCCGCCGCAUCUCGGAAAAGUUCCCCGUCCUCCCGGGCCGCACCUGGGAAGACUGGGCCUGCUCCGCGGCAAACCACAUGAACCAGCCCACGUGCCAGUGGGGGGACGACAACAUGUCGUCUUCUUCGAGGAAGUGGGUACGGCUCCGGGGCGGACGCGUCCCGAGCAUCAGGACCUGCGAGAAGUGCUACGAGGAGCAAUUCGCCUUCACCGCCCUGAGCCGCGAGUUCGAGUUCAUCCCCCCGGAAGACACCGCCAUGCACGGCCCGGACCCGUGGUACUGCAGCAUGAAGGACCUCCCCGUUCUCCUGGCAGCCGCGAUGUCGAUACCCCCGGGUGAUGUCGACUCGUUUGUGCCAUCGGCCGAGCUCAUCGCGGCCAACCCCCGUUGCACGCACAACGGCAUCCGCCACGGGACUUGGUACACCCUGGCCGGGGGAGACGUCCGCGACGACUUCAGGAUCUGCGUGUCGUGCUACACCGCGCUGUUCAAGACGGCCGGGCUCGAUCGCUUCUUCGAACAAGUCGCGGACGCGGACGGCUCGUCGCAGGCACUCGUCGCCUGCAGCUUCAACCGCACGGCGCCGAGGUGGCGUCAGCAGUACGCGCAGGUGCAAGAGGCUUUACAGACGGGCGUGUGGCCGCGGUUCUCGGACUGGGUGCGCAAGUACGCCGGCGUGCCGCCGUGCGAGCGGGACGAGGAGGUGGACAACCGCAGGUGGUACGGCUGGGACGAGUGCACGAUCUGCCCCGAGUGCUGGCUCAGCUUCUGUGCCGAGUCGUCCUCCAAGCUGGCCGUGGAGCUACAUAACCAGCACGUGGUCGGCCGGAGGAUGUGCUGCAUGUACUCGCCGCUGAUGCGGCAGAAGUGGCUCGCGGCGUGCGAGCGGGGCAGCGCUGACGAGCUGGUCGAGUACUCUCGCGGGAGGUACCGGGUGUAUGCGCAGGUGACGCCGCAGAUCCAGAUGCUCAGGAGUCAGCACCAGAUGCAGGUGAUGCAGAACAUCAGCGCCGGGCAGACGAGCGCCAUGUACUCGCGGUUGGCCAUGCACAGCUCCACGAUGCCGAGCGGGAUGGGUUACUCUUCCCCGUAUUCGUACAACAACACGGACUGGGGGGUCAAGAGUGCUGCUUAUUUUAGCCAGAUGCAGGCUGGAACCAGUCAGUCCAACACCACUAUCUAUAUGAUUGAGGACUUGAGGAACCAAUGGAGGGCGGUUGAGUAG
Messenger RNA from Colletotrichum karsti, 1836 nucleotides. RefSeq lists its product as uncharacterized. The coding region runs from base 1 to 1836 and encodes 611 amino acids. The transcript has a single exon. The record is from RefSeq and is a predicted model, not a curated record. Lineage: Eukaryota; Fungi; Ascomycota; Sordariomycetes; Glomerellales; Glomerellaceae.